Messenger RNA from Brachypodium distachyon (stiff brome), 709 nucleotides. RefSeq names its product E3 ubiquitin-protein ligase RFWD3-like. The annotation marks the transcript as partial. Gene Ontology annotation, cellular component: nucleus. The record is from RefSeq and is a predicted model, not a curated record. Gene Ontology annotation, molecular function: ubiquitin protein ligase activity. NCBI's taxonomy places the organism in Eukaryota, Viridiplantae, Streptophyta, Magnoliopsida, Poales, Poaceae. Gene Ontology annotation, biological process: interstrand cross-link repair; protein ubiquitination. The transcript is spliced from 3 exons.
AAUCUUCUGCCGUCGUCCUUGCCGGCGCCCGGUGACGGUGAGGAGCACUCCGCCGAUGGACGUCGACAUGCCGCACGGAGAAGCACCGUGUCUCCACGCCGAGAUGGCUGCAGGCGCGUGGAGGUGCCCAGGCGGACCUGUCGUCGUGACUUGGAUGACGAGGAGAUCCCGGAUGAUGAUGACGACGACGACCAUUUCUCGGAUGACGAAGACGAAGACUCCCCUGAGGAAGAGGACGAUGACUACAAGGAUGAGGUGCCGAAGCGGCGGCGGAGUUGGAAGCAGACGCGACCGCCGCCGGGGACUUGCUGCGUAUGCAUGGAGCCCUGGACACCCGACGGAGCGCAUCGCAUGUGCUGCAUUCCCUGUGGACAUUUGUACGGCAGAUCCUGCCUUGAAAAUUGGCUGCAUGGCGGCGGGAGCAAGACAGCCAAGUGCGGUCAGAUGUACGUGAAGAAGCAAAUUAUCAACCUGUAUUGACCUUCUCAUUACUGCUUCUACACAUGCUCAUCAGUCAUGCAUUACGAGGAAAUCACCCUGCAGUUUUCCAUAACUCCAUUUGAUAUUUCGACCGGCGCGUUGCGAGCAGGUCUUGGCCUCUUGCAUGCGUACGUACGUUCUGAAACGCUCAUCCUGCUUUAGUGGUUUAGUAGGCAGAGUAUGCAUGUACAUAUAUAUGCUUACACAUUGAGUCAUUGACUUGCGACUU